This is a messenger RNA of Hibiscus syriacus, 330 nucleotides long. RefSeq lists its product as uncharacterized. Gene Ontology annotation, molecular function: nucleic acid binding; RNA-DNA hybrid ribonuclease activity. The coding region runs from base 1 to 330 and encodes 109 amino acids. NCBI's taxonomy places the organism in Eukaryota, Viridiplantae, Streptophyta, Magnoliopsida, Malvales, Malvaceae. The record is from RefSeq and is a predicted model, not a curated record. The transcript has a single exon.
AUGGCUGAACUUUGGGCGAUAUACUAUAUACUCUCAUAUGCUUGGAAUCUCUAUUUCAAGAAGGUUGAGGUUGAAACGGACUGUUUAAUGGCAGUGGAGGCAACUCAUAAUUCAAGCAUCGGAAGUGCAAGUACAAUCAUCGAGAUGAUUCUUGAGUUGUUGAGUAAGAAUUGGGAAACGAAAAUCAGUUAUAUUGGCCGGGAAGGUAGUAAGUGGCCGACAAACUUGCUUUGCUUGGCCAAGGGAGUUUCGAUAGGAGUGGUGAUCCAUCAAGUUCCUCCCACUGGGGUUGCUGAGUUGGCCAAUCAAGAUCAAGCAUUUAUGUAUUAA